Molecule: messenger RNA, 1860 nt
Organism: Dioscorea cayenensis subsp. rotundata (Guinea yam)
Lineage: Eukaryota; Viridiplantae; Streptophyta; Magnoliopsida; Dioscoreales; Dioscoreaceae
Product: E3 ubiquitin-protein ligase RGLG2-like
Exons: 11
Coding region: 421-1635 (404 amino acids)
Source: RefSeq, a predicted model, not a curated record
AAUUUUUUUUUUGGUUUACUCCCUUUCAGAAUUCAGUUUGGUCAUUUGUCUCAUCUUUUUCUCCUGUGCUAUUAUUUAGCAGUUCCAUUUAUUACUGAAGUUGAUUAUUUUGCUCUUGUAUACCUUGUAACUAUUUCUGUAUUAUUUUAUUAAUUUUGGCUUGGAUUGCCUAAGCUUUUUUAGGGGCUUGUAAUUGGUAUGAUUUCACACUUCUCUGUUUUCUCUUUAACAAAAUUUUGGUUUUGGGUUUACAAAAUAGGAAAUUUUGUUUUGUUAUCGGAGUUCAAAUUGAGAUGGAAUAAUUUUCUUUUUCUUUUUCUUUUUGGGUGGCCAUGGUUAGAGGUUUUAACUUUGGUGGGGAAUUGGUAUUCUUGUAGCACAUUACUCUCUGAAGAGUUUCCAAAGGACUGAAUUGAGAGAAUGGGUGGAAAAUUCUCAAAAACACAGAGUUACUACAGCCCUUCGUAUGAAAGUAGGCAAGCAACUCCAAGGAGUACCUCAAGAUAUACUCCCUUCCAUCAGACCCAUGCACAACCAGAUGUUGCUGAAAGGUUGCAGAGGAAGUAUGCAAAGAUCGGUGAUCACUAUAGCUCCCUUAGUCAGGUGACAGAUGCUCUUGCACAAGCUGGUCUUGAAUCCUCAAAUCUCAUAGUGGGGAUCGAUUUUACCAAAAGCAAUGAAUGGACAGGUAAAGUCUCUUUCAACCGUCGGUCCUUGCAUCACAUAGGAGAGUUCCAAAAUCCAUACGAGCAGGCUAUCUCUAUUAUUGGAAGGACCCUCUCAGCUUUUGAUGAGGAUGACCUUAUUCCUUGUUUUGGAUUUGGUGAUGCAUCAACCCAUGAUCAAGAGGUAUUUAGCUUUCAUCCUGACCAACGAUCAUGUAAUGGGUUUGAAGAAGCAUUGGAAAGAUACAGAGAAAUAGUGCCAGAACUCAGGCUAGCAGGACCAACAUCCUUUGCGCCGAUGAUUGAACAAGCCAUUAGCAUUGUAGAUGGCACAGGUGGUCAGUAUCAUGUCCUACUAAUAAUUGCUGAUGGACAGGUGACACGGAGUGUUGACACACAAAGUGGCGUAUUAAGCUCACAAGAACGUCACACUAUGGAUGCCAUUGUUGAAGCAAGUAAUUACCCAUUGUCAAUUGUUCUGGUUGGAGUUGGUGAUGGACCUUGGGACAUGAUGAGAGAGUUUGAUGACAAUAUACCAUCCCGGCAAUUUGAUAAUUUUCAGUUUGUGAACUUCACUGAGAUAAUGUCUAGAAAUGUCCCUUUUACACAAAAAGAGACAGAUUUUGCACUUGCGGCAUUGAUGGAAAUUCCCGCACAAUAUAAAGCGACUAUUGAUUUGCAACUUCUCGGUCGACGUAGAGGAAUUGAGUCGAGGUUCUGCCUCCCAACACCAGUGAGAAACAAUGAUCGAAUGCCUUCACGAGCCAACAGCUUUGCUCAAAGACCUUCAGUCCACAAAAGUGUUACUUCUGCUCCGCCCAGUGAUCGUCAGAUAUGUACCAUUUGUUGCUGGCAGAAGAAAGAUCUCGCCUUUGGUUGCGGACAUCAGACCUGCUUUGACUGUGGGAAAGAUUUAAGAGAUUGCCCCGAGUGUUUUUCCCGUAUAUCGACCAGAAUAAAACUUUAUUAAUGCUCCGAAGCAAUAAAUCAACUCGUUGCCGGCAAUGUUUCAGAUAAUGACUGCAAUACACAAUUAUAUGAAUCGAUAGAACUUCGAACAAGUUGAUGUAUAUGUUUAUAAUCAACCAUACAGUUUCGGUUUUGAUUUUCAUUUUGUUAUGUAUAUAUUCAUUGCAGUUGAAUGAGAAACUGUUUUAUCAUUCAUUGAAGGAAUAAAUUUGAUGCUAUUUCUCUA